Molecule: messenger RNA, 1203 nt
Organism: Protopterus annectens (West African lungfish)
Lineage: Eukaryota; Metazoa; Chordata; Ceratodontiformes; Protopteridae
Gene: TMIE
Product: transmembrane inner ear
Exons: 4
Coding region: 153-836 (227 amino acids)
Source: RefSeq, a predicted model, not a curated record
AGCACUACUGCGGGGAGGAGGGUGCAGCAGCAGUUAGCCAAGGCUGCUGUCAACAGGCAGCCACUAUCAAUCACCUGGGCUCUUUGCUCCUCACCUCUCUGUGAGAGAAGUGGGAGAGAGACAGAGAGGGAGGGAAUCUGUAAGAGAAGACAAUGGCGUGGAAUCAGUAUCCCUGGCCUUUUUGUGCGUUUGUGAGGACUGUUGGAAUCUUGUUGCCUUUUUCUCUUUCAUCUGUAGUCUCCCAGUUAGUAGAGCCAACUACCAGUCCUCCAAAGAAGAAACCAGAUCCCGUUACUUCAGAGACCGUUGUUUUCUGGGGGCUAAGGCUCUGGCAGGUGAUAGGUGUAUUUGCAAUGUUUGCACUAGCAGUGAUAAUAACAUUAUGCUGCAUUUUUAAGUGCCGAAUUCCUAGAACAAAAAAAGAGAUUGAAGCAAGACAUGCACAGCGGAAGGCAGCAAAAACUUAUGCUGACAAACUGGAGUCUGUGCCUCCUUUAAAUGAACUUACAGAAAUACCAGGAGCAGCAACACCUGAUGCAGACAAAGAGAAAACAGAAGUUCCUAGUGUUUCUGGAAAAGUAGAUGCAGCCCAGAACAGCAAAAAGGAAACGGGAAAAGAUGCUAAGAAGAAGGAAGGAGAGAAAGGAUCUAAUCAGAAGGCCAAAAAAGAAGGAAAAGGAGGAGAUGAAGAAGACUCGGAGAAGGCAACAGCUGGGAAAAGUGGGAAAAAAGCAGGCACUUCUAAAGGAGAAGGAACAAAAUCAGAGGACAGUCCAAAGGGUGGUAGAAAAGGAGGUGCCAAGGCAGGAGGAAAACAGCCAGCAUCAAAAAAAUAAAUGUAGGAUUCUUUACCACAAUAAAACGCUGUCCUCAUGAGUACAACUUUCAUUUAUUCAUUUGGAAAGUCUACUUGUAUAUUUUAUUUGCCUUAUAUUUUCUGAAAAAUAUUCAAAGUAUUGUAGCCCCAUAUGAGACAACCUCAUCCUGGUGAAAAACUGCAGCUUUUUUUUCUAACGCAAAAUGUGUAAAUUUUUGUAUUUAAUAUAUUUAAUGUCAGUUUUUUAAAUUAUUUUUUUUAAAUUGUACAGGCUGAAAAAUACAUUUUAAUAAUUUAAUCUAGAUUUAUAUAACUCGAUGUGGCAUUUUUUUUCAAAUAAGUUAAUCAAAAUGUAAAAUGUAAAAUAAAUGAAUAAUUAAAUCUGA